Molecule: messenger RNA, 2595 nt
Organism: Amoebophrya sp. A25
Lineage: Eukaryota; Dinophyceae; Syndiniales; Amoebophryaceae
Source: the annotation of a GenBank genome assembly
CAGAUGCCCCGUUGGCCCGAACACAAAGCAAGUGCUAGAUCUCAUGUCGGUUGUUGAUCAGGGUGGAAUUAGUUGUGGUCGCAUUUCUGAAAGAGCAAAUGAUCACACAUGCUGGAUGAACAAGGUUAAUGCUGGGUCCUUUCGCACUGUCGCGACCUUCUGAUUCAUGCACUUGACGGUGUAUAGACGUAUCUCCUGAGCAUCUUUGUACAACCACCCUCCUAGGGUGCAAUUGAGCAGUAUGCGGGUCGACGUGAGCUCCGGGGAACGGCACGAGGGGGCCACAAUAUCAACGGACUCGAACACGUUACGGCGUAGCUCCUCGGUAAUCGAGCACUUGAGCGUGGAGGCCGAACAAGUACACUCAUGGUGCGUUGAGAACGUGAAAACGCUUUUCCCAAGUGGUGACCCAGCGUCUAGCACGGCCCAUUCUUCUACCUCCGCGGAUGGUCAGUCUCUUGGUGGCGGCGGUGGGAGCCAUCAUCGCGUUCGACAUCCGGAGCGAGAGUAUAAGGUGUCCAGUGGUGUGCAAGUAGAUGCUCCAACUGCAUCAGCCGACGAGAAUGCGGGGGGUGCCCAUGAUUGUGGAGAUGGCGCGGUGUGGUCCAACGAACCGGCUCAAAGACACGUUCUGGAAGAGGAUGUUUGGUCUGAAGAGCACAUUCAAUAUUCGCAACUGUUGAAGACCGCUUUUUUCGAGAUUUUGCCGGGGCCACUCGGCUGGGCAUCUGCGCGCGUACUCGAGGGCAAGACGAGUGCGUGGAACCGAUUCGUUAUUGAUGGCGACAUUGGGUUUCUUAUUUUCAACGAAGUGGCCCUAACUUCGACGAUGUUCUUCGUCAUUCUCCUUCUCUGGUGGCUGGAUGAUGUGGAGAUCGAUAAUGACGAUGCGUCUGCAGAUGCAUUUGGAGGCGUGCAUUGGUCGGACAUCGCCACAUUGGGGCUCUUGAAGCUGUAUCGGUACUUUGGGAUCGCUCUGAAAUACGCCUACUUUACCGACAGUGAGCUCGCCUGUGUACGCGGCACGCAGAGCUACGGUCUGCAUGGAGUAGUUCUGCGACGGCUGGGCGGCGCAAUGUUUCAUGACGAUCAGGGCACCGCAGCAUUCGACAAUCUUGAACGCUUGCUCGAAUCCGCACUGCGCAAUGAGUGUGCAGAGGACUUCGUCUCUCUGAGCUUCGAUUUCGGAAACCGCGGUCCGAGCGCCGUGGCCCGUGUGUCGUAUGAUCUUACGGCAAAAACGAUGCUAAGGCUGGACAGUCAAGAGUUUUACGAUACGUACACGAAGGCGGAAGUCUCGACGCCCUUUCCAACGCUGCCCUUCGCGCAACAGCAGAAUUCGAAAUACGGCAAUCUGCGAAAGCUGAUGAGGCUGGAUCGUGGCUCAAUAGAAGGUAGCAUUCGCGACUCGUGCCGCAGGCACGGGCGUCUUCCGGUUCGCGUUGCCGCCUAUGUGCUGGUCAACAUUGCCUACGCGGUAUGCGCCAUGCCAAACGAUAUGCUCGUGUGGGCGGUCGGCGCUGCCAUCGUGCCCUUCGUGCGCUGGGCACAAAUGGACCUCAGCCCGUUCGGCGAUACAGCACUUUCAAACGCGGCCUGUGCGCUUCUUAUUUAUCAAAAGUUUUUCAUGCUAUCGAUUUUCAUCGGCUUUCUCUACUAUCCGUAUUACGACGCGCAUCGCCGAUGGCGACUAAGCUCGCUAUUAUUGGCCAUAUUCGCGCGGGACGCGCGUGCACGAUGCGCGAUUGCAACGUUGGACGAUGCGGCGACAACGAGCGCGAUGCGGCAACUCUGUCCUGCAGACGAGGAUCGAGAGACUCGUCUUUCUUCCGCUGCCGACGUGCGUUCAUUCUGGGUUUUGUGCCGUGUUUUGUCUCCCACUUAUUGUCAGCAGAUUAUGCUUCGUUACAGCAAUGGUUUUUCUCUGCUCUCACUUCUUUACCUGUCGGGUUGUUGCGCUCUCGUCGUGUUACAGGUUUCCACAACAACAUCGCGUAGUAGUGAAACUACACAUCAAGCGGUCGCCGUGAAUACCUCCUCAAGUAAUUCUGUGGAGACCAACAAGAGAAAGGGGGAACUUUACUGGCCCCUGAUUUGGGAGAUGGCGUAUAUAUUCGUGAUCGUGGCAGUUUCGCUAGUUAUGACCAUCCUAUACGGAAGUAGGUGCAACGAAAAUUUUCGGCGAUUAGCCCAUGCUUGUCGCCGUGUGCAAGUCCGCACUGCGACCGAGCAUCUCGCUCAGGAUUCGGCCGUAAGAACUGAUGAAUCCCAGCAGCAUCAAUCCACUUCACAGCUGGCCACCGAGUACGCGGAGGAUCUCAUAGCACAUUUCGAGGAGUUGCCAUUCCGAUUUCUGUACCAGACCGCAGACAAAACCUUGGUAAACGCUCUCUACGCUUAUGUGUCAUUUCUCCUCUCAGCCGUGUUCGCGGCGUUGGUUGCCAAUGGACACAUUGAUUUCGGCUUGGAAAUGCAGCGCAAUAGCUCGAGUAGUAGGUAACGGGCUUGCUCCGGAGCUACUUUGUUACCUCAGAACACAUUUCUGACAAGUCACUUUGCCGAGUCAGAACAUCAUCUCUCUGCAGAGAAAAAACG